GGCUCCUAUUGACCCGGGCGCUGAGCAGGCGGCGCUGUGGCCGCACCGAGAGGGACAUCAUGGAAUGAGUCCGCGCGGGGCUCCAUGGCUGCGCUGGGCUACGCGGACCUCGCGCUCUCUGUGCGCUCGUCGGUGCCCGGCCUGGUCAGUCGCGCCGCAGCUGCCGCUGUCGCCACCGCCGGCGGCCGCCCCUCCCUGCACCCCGCCGACCCGCUCCUCCCUCCGCCGCUGGGCCCCACCCCCCGCACUCCCGCAGCUCUGGCACCCGUGGAAGGGCCCACGGCUUGCUCCGCCCUCUCGAGUAACGGGGCAGCGGGUGACCCGCGGAUUCCACCAGCUUGUGGGGCUUCCAUCCAUCCACUGCGGACCAUCCCAAGCCUUCCUGUGUGCCCAGAGCCCCCGGAUGACCCACUAGAUCUUAUGACCUUCUCCAGAGGGACUCAUCUUCCUUGGUCCUCACCUCUGCAAAGCAUCGCAGUCCCCCUAGGCUCCUACCUCAGCCAGAGCCUGGGCCUCACCAGAGCUCUCGAAACUGGCACCCGUUGGUCCCUGCCCACCUCUAAAGUCACCUUCUCAGCAAGGCAUCCUCUGACCACCUCUGAAGACAGCCUCUCCUUGUUAUUGUCAUCACGUUCUGUGGACUCAAGCCUUCAUGUCACUCAUCACCACCAGGCAGCAUGUAUGCCCGUGUAUGCUCAUGUGUCUAAACCUACCACACUGUGAGUCUCUAAGCUCUGUGGGGGCAAGGGCCAUGGAAGUCCUUGUCAUCACUGUCCCUGGCUCAUAGUGGGAGUUCAUGAAAUAUUUGUUGAAUGAGUGAGUUUGAAUGAGCAAAUACAUGAACUCUUGACA
Pteropus alecto (black flying fox) is the source of this 852-nucleotide messenger RNA. RefSeq lists its product as uncharacterized. The transcript is spliced from 3 exons. Lineage: Eukaryota; Metazoa; Chordata; Mammalia; Chiroptera; Pteropodidae. The record is from RefSeq and is a predicted model, not a curated record. The coding region runs from base 85 to 723 and encodes 212 amino acids.